CCGAUUUUUGUUCACCGAUAUCCCCAAUGAGAGCGGUCUUGGCUUUUCUUUUAUCAUACUUUGCUCUCUGAACUUAUAUCUCUCCCCCCUCUUUGCCUUUCUUCCUCUUCUAUACAAACAUUAUCAACACAUAUUUUUUAGUUUUACACACACACAAAAAUACACUCUUUCUCUCUCAAUUCUCAUAUUCGUCAUUCUUGUAGAAACACCAUAAAAGAAAUUGUAAUGCAAUGGCAAUAGAGUGCAUCAAAGCCGUGCCAUCGUCAGUCCAUCAAAAGGAAGAACGUAGCAAAGAAGAGCAGAAAUCAUUAGUUUUUGAUGCCAAAUUUUUAAGAUACCAAUCAAACAUUCCCCAACAAUUUGUAUGGCCGGAUGAUGAAAAGCCAAUCGUCAAUGCACCAGAACUGGCUGUUCCGCUAAUCGACUUAGGUGGGUUCUUGUCUGGUGACCCUGUUUCUGCAACGGAAGCUUCAAAGCUAGUUGGCGAGGCAUGUCAAAAGCACGGUUUCUUCCUUGUUGUUAACCACGGUGUUGAUCAAAAGCUCAUAGCUGAUGCGCACCGUUACAUGGACAACUUCUUUGAAUUGCCACUCUCCGAUAAGCAGAAAGCUCAGAGGAAAGUUGGUGAGCACUGUGGUUAUGCUAGUAGCUUUACUGGCAGGUUCUCCACUAAACUUCCUUGGAAAGAAACACUUUCUUUUCGCUAUUCUGCCCAGCAGAACUCACCAAAACUUGUGCAAGACUAUUUUCAUAACACAAUGGGUGAAUCUUUUUUGGAAUUCGGGAAGGUCUACCAGCAGUACUGCGAGGCUAUGAGCACUCUUUCAUUAGGAAUCAUGGAACUUUUGGGAAUGAGCUUGGGAGUAAGCAAAGCCCACUUCAGGGAAUUUUUUGAAGAAAACGAUUCAAUAAUGAGGCUGAACUAUUAUCCACCGUGUCAAAAACCUGACCUUACUUUAGGAACUGGACCUCAUUGCGAUCCCACAUCAUUAACCAUCCUUCACCAAGAUCAAGUUGGUGGUCUUCAAGUGUAUGUAGACAAUGAAUGGCGUUCAAUCAGCCCCAAUUUUCAAGCCUUCGUCGUCAACAUUGGAGAUACUUUCAUGGCACUUUCAAAUGGCAAAUAUAAGAGUUGCUUGCAUAGAGCAGUAGUGAACAGCGAGACAACAAGAAAAUCAUUGGCUUUCUUUCUAUGUCCAAAGAGUGACAAGAUGAUAACACCACCAACGAAGCUAGUGGACAAUUCGAACCCAAGAAUAUAUCCAGAUUUUACAUGGUCAAUGCUUCUUGAAUUUACACAGAAGCAUUACAGAGCAGACAUGAAGACUCUUGAGAUGUUUUCAAAUUGGGUUCAACAGAGAAAGUAGCUGAAGAAAGUGGGGCUUGGAGGUGAAGUGCGGUGGGGUAGUAAUUGUGUCACAAAACAGACCUGAUCGAGCUUGUUAUUGGCUGUCUUUUGUACCAAAGGAAAGUGACAUUUGUGUAGGAGAGGAAAAGGGAAAAAAUGAAUUUGGGGAUGAAAAAUAACAAAAAAAAAAAAAAAAAAAAGAAGAAGGAAAAUUUAGAGAAAGAAAUUGAAUCAGCUGUUAUGUUUAAUGUUUAUAGGUCGGUAUGUAACUAGCUUUUUGAAUCAUCAACAAAAGGCAAGACAAGAAACAUAUAAGGAAGCAAAUAAAAAGCUGAAUGUGCUCAAA
This is a messenger RNA of Ricinus communis (castor bean), 1694 nucleotides long. RefSeq names its product gibberellin 20 oxidase 1. The record is from RefSeq and is a predicted model, not a curated record. NCBI's taxonomy places the organism in Eukaryota, Viridiplantae, Streptophyta, Magnoliopsida, Malpighiales, Euphorbiaceae. The transcript has 3 exons. Bases 231 to 1367 code for a protein of 378 amino acids. Gene Ontology annotation, biological process: gibberellin biosynthetic process; flower development; unidimensional cell growth. Gene Ontology annotation, molecular function: gibberellin 20-oxidase activity.